AGGAGGUAAGAAUUAUGGAAAUAUGUCUAUUUGGAAAAUGCAAUGCAAGUCAAUUAGAAUAUGUAUGCGCUUGGCAAGAUAGAAAGGGAAAAGCAUUACCACGUUUCUAUGUAUGUAGUCUGAUUGAUUCCUCUAGGCAUAGUGCCAUGGUGUGCAAUGUGGCGUCAAUUAAACAGACGAGCAUUCAGACAACAUCCGGAUUUGGUUUAGUUUCUGAAAGUCCUAGGAUUAUACCCAUUUUUAUAGAGCAAGAAUACUUGACUACAGACUAUGUUAUAGGAUUCUUGAAAUCAUGUGCUGAUCCCAAGCAGGCAUUGGAUUUCUUCACCAAUGCAGCCCAAAAACCCGAAUUCCUGCACACAACACAGGCCUACAAUGUCAUGCUAGAAGUCCUGGGGGCAGCCAACAUGAUUGAGUCUAUGGCAAAAGUUCUAAGUCAGAUGCAGAGACUACGUUGUAAGCUUGAUUCUCAGACUUUUAAGAUAAUUUUCAGUGCCCUUAGGUUAAGACCAGUUAUCCAAAUGGCCCCUGUAGCGCUGGAGCAUAUGAAAAGGGCUGGGUUUGUGCUUAGUGAUAGGUCAUACAGUUAUCUAAUAGAUCUUCUCUCAAAAUCUGGUUUCCAACGAGAAGCAAUGAGUGUUUAUAGGAAGAUGAGAUCAGAAGGACAUGUACCCAGCAAGAAAUGUUUUUCCGUCCUCAUGAGUUCCUGCGGGAAAAGUGGGAAAGACACAGCAAAGGUAUUGGAACUACUCGAGGAAAUGCAAAGCCUUGGCUUGAAACCCAAUGUGUAUACCUUCACAAUUUGUAUAAAAAUUCUUGGAAGAGCUGGGAAGGUGGAUGAAGCAUGCAGUUUGUUGAGACAAAUGGAAGAGCAGGGCUGUAAACCAGAUGUAGUGGCCUUCACUACACUGAUGGAUGCUCUUUGCAGAGCAGGUAGAUUAGACCAGGCAAGGGAAUUGCUGAUUGAGAUGAGGAGAAAUGGUUGCAGGCCAGAUUGCAUGACAUACAAUACCCUGAUUCAUAAGUAUGGGGAUUCUGGUGAUGUCGGUGUUGUUUGUGAGCUUUGGGAAGAGAUGGAGACCGAGGGAUGUAAGCCAGAUGUUUAUUCCUUCACUACACUUAUCAACGCCCUCUGCGCAGGAGGAAAAGUUGAUGAUGCGUUUGGAGUGUUGGAUAAGAUGAUAAAGAAUGGUUGCUCCCCUAAUUUGUACACAUACAACUCCUUGAUUGGAGGUCUCCUCAAGAGUAAUAGAUUGGAGGAAGCACAAAAUCUUUUGCGGGUAAUGCAUAUGAAAAGAUGCGAGGCCACUUCAUUUACCUACAACAUUUUCCUUGAUUACUAUGUUAAGGAAGGACAAUUCAAUGAAGCAUAUCAGCUUUUCCUGCAGAUGAAGAGAAAUAACAUCACCCCUGAUAUUGUUUCUUACAAUAUUUGCAUAGAGGGUCUUGGAAAAGCAGGGAGAGUUAGAGAAGCUAAGAAUCUCUUUGCAGAAAUGAGACAGCUUGGUUUUUCUCCCGAUAUCAUUACAUAUAACAUGAUGAUAAGAUGCCAUGGCAAGGCUGCCAAGGUGGAUGAAGCUAUUCAGCUUUUCUCAGAGAUGAUGGAAAAUGGCUGUGCCCCAGAUGAAACCACAAUUAAUAGUUUGAUCGAUUUUCUCUACAAGGCAGAUAGAGCAAAUGAUGCAUGGAAAAUGUUUGACAAAAUGCAGCAGAUGUGUUUAUCGCCCACAGUUGUAACAUACAACAUUCUGGUGGAUGGGCUUGGUAAAGAUGGCAAUGUCAAGGAAGCCAUUGAUUUACUUGACGAAAUGAAGGCAAACAAGUGCCCUCCAAAUGUUGUCACUUACAAUUCAAUCUUGAACGGUCUCUGUAAAAAUGGGGAGGUGGAGUUGGCUUGCAAAAUGUUGCAAAUAAUGGAAGCAAAUGGGUGCAAACCGGAUGAUUUUACAUGCAACAUCCUUGUUGAUGGUCUGGUUAAGGCAGAUAGAAUAGAUGAUGCUUGUUAUCUCUUCAAUCAGAUGAAGAAUAAGCUAUCUCCAGGUCUAAGCAGUUUGGGUAGUCUCCUGCCUGGGCUUGCAAAAGCUGGGCGGAUGGACUAUGGUUUGGAAUUGUAUAAGGAAUUAUACCAAGUGAGGGCAUUAGUUCCUGAUGAUGUAACCUGUGCAGCACUGAUAGAUGGCAUGGGUAAAGCAGGUCGGGUGGACGAAGCAAUCUUGCUUUAUGAAGAGAUGCUGAAUAAAGGCAUUGGUCGAGAUGUCUUUGUGGUUUGCUCUCUUAUUGAUUCUCUGUGUAAGGUAGGGAGAGUAUUUGAUGCUCAUAGAUGGUUUGAGGAAUCAAUACAUCAAGGUGUUGUUUUUGAUUCUGUAAUCUACAAUGCUCUUAUUGACGGUCUCUCUAAAGCUGACCGUUGUCAUAUGGCUUGGAAUGUCUUCAAGGAGAUGAGGAAAUUGGGCCAUACCCCAGAUGCUUUUACUUACAAUACCUUCAUUAAUGUCCUUGGGAAGGCUGGUAUGAUGGACGAAGCCUUCCAGCUGCUUGAUGAGAUGCUUGCACGAGGAUGCAAAAUGGACACAAUCACCUAUAACACACUCAUUUCAGGCCUUGUAAAGGCAGAUAGAGUGGAUGAGGCCAUGGAUUUAUAUAACGAUAUGAUGCGAACUGAAUGUUGCUCAUCUCCCUGUACUUAUAGUCCUCUUAUUGUUGGACUCGGCAAAGCGGGAAGAUUGGAUGAAGCCAGGGAACUUUUUGAAGAUAUGAUCCAAGCUGGUUGUCUGCCCAACCGUGCUGUAUAUAAUGCUCUUAUGAAUGCCUUCAGCAAGGUAGGCAAUGCAGAUGAAGCAUGCCGAUUUUUUCAUAGAAUGGUUGCUGAGGGCACAAAACCAGAUAUCCAAUCUUACACUAUUCUUAUAAAUGGCUUUUUUAUGGAGGGGAGAGUAGAUGAUGCCCUUCAUUUCUUUGACGAAUUGAAAGCUUGUGGCUUGAAGCCUGAUAUGAUUGUAUAUAGUAUCCUCAUUGAGGGAUUGGGAAAAGCCCAGAGGUGUGAGGAGGCCUUACUAGCUUUAAAGGAAAUGAAAAUCAACAAUCUUGUUCCAACCCUCCUUAUCUACAACUCCUUGAUACAUAACCUUGGAAAGGUGGGUAUGGUAGAACAUGCAAGCAGAUUGUAUGAAGAACUUGUAUCGAAGGGACUCAAACCAGAUAUUCUGACCUACAAUGCACUGAUCGGAGGCUUCAAUAAAGCAGGCAAAAUAGAUUGUGCGUAUGGGGUCCUUAAAGACAUGAUUGCUAAUGGCCAUGAACCUACACCAGGGAUAUAUGCUAACCUACCUAAUCAGUCAACUCUGGAUUCUAUGUACUUGUGAAUUUUGUGACAGAAAUUCUUUUCUCUCAGGGGAAACAUAAGUCCACUUUGUUGCUCCUUGCCUUGUAAUUAUAUCUGAUCAAAUAUCAGUAUCAUUUCUCAAAAGCUUAGGUUUUUUUCA
Messenger RNA from Cryptomeria japonica (Japanese cedar), 3482 nucleotides. RefSeq names its product pentatricopeptide repeat-containing protein At4g31850, chloroplastic. The coding region runs from base 15 to 3362 and encodes 1115 amino acids. The transcript has a single exon. Lineage: Eukaryota; Viridiplantae; Streptophyta; Pinopsida; Cupressales; Cupressaceae. The record is from RefSeq and is a predicted model, not a curated record. Gene Ontology annotation, molecular function: protein binding.